Linum trigynum is the source of this 4130-nucleotide messenger RNA. NCBI's taxonomy places the organism in Eukaryota, Viridiplantae, Streptophyta, Magnoliopsida, Malpighiales, Linaceae. The record is from the annotation of a GenBank genome assembly.
CGCUAUCAGAACAUGAAGCAAUUGGUAUCCAGAGAUAUAACUCGACCCAUAUUUUAUCAGGAACAGAGUAUGUGGAUAUGGGGGAUGAAUGUAACGAAGGCAUCGAUCGAGUAACAUGAUCUAGCCGUCAGAAAACUGGUUGUUUGAAUCGGCGGAAUUUAAGCGAACCUCCAUUCCGUGAUAGGCAUAUUCCCACAGCUAGAAAGCCACUCCACAAUGAUAUUCUGAGGAUUGGUCAGCCAUAGUGUGUUUGUAAGUACUAUGUUGCUUUGUUUUGGGAUAUGGAAAGGCUUGAUCGCCAUCGAGCAACAACUAAUCCAAUUUAUGCAUUAUGCUGUCAGAAAGGCCGCGUUGGUUUGCCGCUCUUAGCACAACCUCCACAUUUGUUGGCUGAACUUCUGCGAUUUGAUGGUGGUGCUAUGUCUAAGCAUUUCAGGGACAACAUUAGACCGUAUAAUGGCUCAUUGUGCUUCACAUCAUUUGGCGUUCUAUUGACCCUCGCUCUCUCUCUCUGGAAGGGGGCCUUAUUCAAUGGUAAUAUGUGGAGAGAAUUAUCAUAGGAUUGGUUCGCUGUUGCCUCCUGAUGGUGAAAAACCAAAGUUUGCCCAGCUCUAUAUUUUUGAACCAGAGAAUGAAAUUGACAACCGCUUGGCAAAUUAUGCUUCUCGGGAUGCUCUGCUUAUGCCAGAAUUGCCCACUUUAUUACUACAAAUGUUGGAUGAAAACAAUCAACUUGUCAAGACAUUCAGGCGAGUUCGACAGCAAUUACAGGAUUCUACAACGACAAAUUUGAAACUUCGGAUUUUCGGAGCUAAGAGCAGAAAUCGACAAUACGACUUGCCAAGGAGUGCUGAAAUCGCAGCACUCAUACCAGGCAAUUUUAUUCCAGACAGGGACGAUCGAGAUAUCAUUGUUGAUCAUAUUUAUGAAGGCUUAAAGAGAAUUACAAGUCUCAAUCCCAAGUUUGAUGCAUUGCAUUUCCCACUCUUAUUCCCAUAUGGAGAGGAUGGUUAUCAUCUGCUUAUCAAAUACAGGUCAGCUUUCUGUCCUCCUUCUAUGCGCAGACAAUUUGUUACUCAGUGUGAAUACUACACAUUUAGGCUCCAAUAUCGCAUCAAUGAAGGCCAUACAAUUGUUCAAGCAGGAAAAGCUCUUCAGCACUUUUGUAUCGAUGCCUAUUCAUCAAUAGAGUUAAAUAGGCUCGCAUUUCUGCGCUGUCAUCAGCCACAUCUUAGAGCUGAAGUUUACCAAGGCUUACAGGAUGCAAUGGCGCGGGGUGAUCUCGACGGGGAUAAAGUGGGUCAUGUUGUCCUCCCAGGGACUUAUAUAGGUAGCCCACGAUAUAUGCAAUAAUUAUAUCACGAUGCAAUGGCGGUGGUUGAGUUCUUUGGAAAUCCGGAUCUAUUUAUUACAUUUACGUGUAAUUCGCUGUGGGAAGAAAUCACAGAAGCUUUUCACGAUAUUGUUGGUCCAAAUAGCUCGGACAAACCGAUGGUGGUCUCAAGGGUUUUCCACAUUAAGCUCAGCAUUCUGAUUGAUGACAUUAAGAAAAACUCCUACUUUGGAAAGACGAUUGCAAUAAUGUAUACAGUGGAGUUCCAAAAAAAAGGUCUACCCCACAUACAUUUGCUGGUUUGGCUGGCCGAGGAGAACAAACUGAGGACAGCUGCUGACAUUGAUGAGGUUAUCUCAGCUGAAAUUCCUGACCCUCAACAAGAUCCAGUUGGAUAUGAGGCUGUUUGCAAAUAUAUGUUACAUGGCCCAUAUGGCGAAGCAAACACGAAUGCACCGUGUAUGCGAGACAAAAAACGAUCCUCGAACGGCAUAUGUUCCAAACAUUACCCAAAAGAGUUUAACUCAGCCACGUCAUUUGACAAAUUCGGAAAUGUCGUUUAUAGAAGAUCAAACUCGGGCACGGAGGUUCAAAAGGGCAAUUCAGUCCUCAACAAUCGACAUGUUGUUCCAUACAACCGAAAUUUGUUGGUGAGAAUGCAGGCUCAUAUCAAUGUCGAGGUAUGUCAUAAAGGCAAGCUUAUUAAAUAUCUUUUCAAGUAUGUGACAAAAGGUCCAGACAGGUCAUUGGUGAUUGCUGAAAAUGCUGAUGCACCUCAUAAUAAUGUAGAAGUGCAAUCCGCAAAAUACAGAGACGAAAUUCAGCAAUUCAUUGACUGUCGAUCGUUGUCAUCUUAUGAAGCUAUAUGGAGGCUGAAUGAGUAUCCAAUACAUGUAAGAGAGCCAGCAGUUGUGCGCUUGGGAGUUCAUUUGGAUGGUCAGCAAAAAAUACCUUAUAAGAAGCAAUCCAAUGUAAGAAAUGUUUUGGGGAAUCCUUAUGCCAGUCGAACGCACUUAAUAGAAUGGUUUGCGCUUAAUCGUAGAGACCCCGAGGUGAGAAUUCUGACAUAUGCACAGAUACCCAAUAACUACACUUGGCUAUCUUAUUGUAAAGAGUGGAGUCCUCGCAAGAAGGGAUUCGCAAUAGGCAGAAUUGCAUAUGUUCCACCAGGUUCUGGCGAUGUUUUCUUCCUCCGAAUGCUGCUCACAAAAAUUCGCGGCGAUGUUAGUUACGCUCAGCUCAGGACUGUCAAUGGAUAAGUUUGUGCAGAUUUUGAAAAAGCUUGUGAAAAAUUGGGCCUUUUAUCAGACUCUUCAGAAUGGAUACGAGUAUUAGCAGAUAUCUCAUCUUCCAGCAUGCCACGAGUGAUUCGAAGCACUUUCGUGUCAAUGCUGAUGUUCUGUGAAAUACCAAGCCCGGUAACAUUGUUCAACUCUUGUUGGAAAUCUAUGUCUAAAGAUUAUGCGUACAGUUUAAUAAAGGAUUUCAGAGAUCAGACUCUGAGGCCCAGCGACGAACGACUGCAUAACUGGGUUCUACAUCAACUACAGACUAUGUUGAGCUCACACUCAAUGACUCUUGAGAACUUUAAUCUUCCACUCCCAUCACAUGGUUUAUGCGAUAGUGGUGAGAAUCCACUUUAUAAAUGAGCAUCUUGCUUUCGAUGUCGAUCAGCAACAUACAUUGGCCACCACAAUGUUACAGUCACUGAACGUUGAGCAAACCAAUGUGUAUUCCGCUGUUAUCAAUUCAGUACACAACAAGAUGGGCCGCGCAUUCUUCUUAUACGGCCACGGAGGUACAGGUAAAACAUAUCUCUAUAAUGUAAUUACAGCAAGACUUAGAAGUUUGGGAAAAAUAGUUGUUCUGGUUGCAUCAUCAGGUAUCGCAGCAACACUUCUUCCCAAAGCAUCCACAGCGCAUUCAAGGUUCAAAAUUCCUCUCAUUCUAGAUGCAACAUCGACAUGUCCAAUUAAACACGGUACACAUUUAGCCGAUCUGCUAAAAGAAGCAUCCUUAAUCAUAUGGGAUGAAGCGCCCAUGACACAUCGUCGAGCUUUUGAAGCAGUGGAUCGCAGUUUAUGCGAUAUAUUAAAUGUUCCGCUGAAUGGACAUCGCUAUAAACCUUAUGGAGAAAAGACUGUUCUUUUUUGUGGAGAUUUUUUGCCAAAUUCUCCCCGUUAUAACCGAAGCUGGACGCAAACAAACUGUUGAUAGCUCAUUGACCAGAUCCAAACUAUGGAAUUAUUUUAAAGUUGUGCAGCUAUCUACAAAUAUGCGAAUCACAAAAGCCCAGCAUGCUGACCAGCAAUUAAUACAUGGAUAUACAUUCCCAGAAUGGGUCCUUGCCUUAGGAGAUGGAAAACUUAAAGCAAGAUCAUUCAGAGAAGAUGCCCCAAUGGAUUGGAUACAGAUUCCACAACUGUUCCUAAUUGAUCUUGGAACUGAUCCUGUUCAGUCGAUCGUGGAUGAUAUCUAUGAUUUGUUCCCCCAAAAUCAUAGACACCCGGAGUACCUCACUAGUAGAGCCAUAGUUACUCCAACGAAUGCAACUGUUUCUACAAUUAAUAAUUUUAUGAUGCAAAAUGUUCCAGGAUAUCCGACAACCUAUUACAGCUCAGACUCGCUACUGCUAUCGACAGAAACAACGGAUUCGUUUGAGACCACGAGAUCACAUUAAAGGUAAACACACCAGUUAUGCUCUUACGCAACUUAAACCCUGGUCUUGGCUUAUGCAACAGCACCAAAAUGAUGAUCACAUCGUUGGGCGACAACUAUAUAAAAGGCAACAUUAUGG